Molecule: messenger RNA, 486 nt
Organism: Suillus plorans
Lineage: Eukaryota; Fungi; Basidiomycota; Agaricomycetes; Boletales; Suillaceae
Exons: 1
Source: RefSeq, a predicted model, not a curated record
AUAUCAGCCUUCAAUCAACUCUCCCCGACUUCUCAAGCACAAGGCUCAGCGGUCCUGGAGACCAUCAUGCCUAAGUCCACGGCCAGACCCAACGUGACAGCCGUCUCGAAGGUUCUCUUCGAUUCAUCAAAAGAACUUCCCUCCGGCUCAGGUCAAUACUGCCCUCUUACCCUCUUCACCAAUCAGAACAUGGAGCGCUUGCAUCGUGAAGGUCAUUCACUCAAACGCUCAAAGGUACACGUUAACGGCGUUUCUCAUCAUCUUCUCGACCUCUCCCAGUUUGAGAACGAACUAGACCUGGACCCCCUGUCCUGGCAGGAAGCAUACCAACGCUAUCUUACCUGGAUAGAAGACAUUGGUGACGCAUCCUCUCUCAAACGCUGGACCACUCACUUUACCACACUAUCCAAGGACGAGGCAGUGCGUAAGAACUUCAGAGCCAUCAUCGAGUUCGACGUCGAGACACGUCAAAACUAUGCUCUUCGU